Messenger RNA from Dibothriocephalus latus, 444 nucleotides. The record is from the annotation of a GenBank genome assembly. NCBI's taxonomy places the organism in Eukaryota, Metazoa, Platyhelminthes, Cestoda, Diphyllobothriidea, Diphyllobothriidae.
AGAACUAACUACCUUCAAAAGGCGCAAAACUUACUGGAGGAUCGCCAGUUUUAUGUUCCUUGUGAAACCAAUCCCACCAAAAGCUCGACACGCGAAAUCAACUCCAACCUGUUGGCAAUAGAGAACUCGGGUGCAAUAACGCCGUCUGACCGACGCACGGCGAAGGCACAACAAAAGGCCUUAGCUCGAUUCUAUGGUCUCCCCAAAGUGUGCAAGGAGGACGCUCCUCUGCGACCCAUCGUGUCCCUGAAAGGCACUUCAACAUACGGACUGGCAAAGUGGCUGUUUAUGCGUCUCCAAUUUCUGACUGCUGAUUCGGAGACCACGGUCCGCCCAUCAAGACAAUUUGUCGAGAAAAUUAAAGGGGUAAGUCUCCUGCCAAUAGAUAUCAUGGAUUCUAACCCUCAGGAUCUGGCAGUCGAGACCGUCGAACUACUCCUAUGA